AUGCCUGCCAUCCUGGAGGACCCCUCCUCCCGCAAUGUCCCACCUACAGCCCACACCACCGCUGCACCCUCGCUAACCCAGCGACACACGACUCUACCCAAGGCGUCGGGGGUGGGCAUGACUCUGUACCCCAUUGCAGCGGGCCCGGCAAGUCUUCCGUGGGAACUGGUCAAGUUUCUGCACGCUGAAUUCAGCGCUGAAAUCGAGCGUGGCAGUACAUAUCCCAUGGAGCAGCCGCUGGGGCUGGAGCAGUUUGCUGAUUACUGGUUUGGCACGUUUGCGGUCGUGGCUGUUCUUGAUGAAGAGGGUGAUUCUGCCCCUGGUGGCGGGCUGAAGGAGGGUCGGGAUUGGGCGAAGGUCUGUCUGGGGACAUUCUAUAUCAAGCCAAAUUACCCCGGCCGCUGCUCUCACAUCUGCAAUGCGGGGUUCCUUACUACCACCGCUGCGCGUGGCAAGGGGGUCGGGCAGCAAAUGGGCGAGGCCUAUCUGGAGUUCGCCCCGAAGCUGGGUUACAAGUACUCCGUCUUCAACCUGGUUUUCGCCAACAAUCCGGCUUCUAUCCGCAUCUGGGAGAGACUUGGAUUCAGCGUGAUCGGACGGGUUCCCAAGGCGGCGCGCCUCGCUAACAGCGAGGAGCUGGUAGACGCGUUGAUCUUCGGACGUGAAUUGGGGAAUUAG
Molecule: messenger RNA, 678 nt
Organism: Penicillium canariense
Lineage: Eukaryota; Fungi; Ascomycota; Eurotiomycetes; Eurotiales; Aspergillaceae
Product: GNAT family N-acetyltransferase
Exons: 3
Coding region: 1-678 (225 amino acids)
Molecular function (GO): acyltransferase activity, transferring groups other than amino-acyl groups
Source: RefSeq, a predicted model, not a curated record